Durusdinium trenchii is the source of this 444-nucleotide messenger RNA. NCBI's taxonomy places the organism in Eukaryota, Dinophyceae, Suessiales, Symbiodiniaceae. The record is from the annotation of a GenBank genome assembly.
AUGGACACCUCUGUGGAUUGGGAUCCGUCUUUGAUCCUCGAUGAGAUCGACGCCAUGAGAGAGCAAUACGAUCUUCAGGUCGCGAAGGAAGAGCCCUCGCCGAAGUUUCAGUGGGAGUUCGCAUGUACCUUGGCUUGUUCACCUAGGUACAAGGACGUGCUCGAGGCCGUCGACCUCCUUGACGAGCUCGUGGAGGUGGGCUUCCGUCGGGUGGAGUGUUUACAUCAGCUCAUCUUGGCGAACCUGAAAUUGGGUCACUAUACCAAGGCCAAGGAGGCCGCCGACGUGUGGCUCCACCUGGAGCCGGAGAAUGGUGUUGCGAGAAUGCUUUACUCCGUGGUCUUAGAGAGAGCCUCACAUGACGGCUGGCUGGGCUUCUAUGGCCUCACGCUCCUCACCGCCACAGGCCUCCUGCUGGCCUGGUUUCGCAAGCGAUCGCAGUGA